CCGCUUGCAAUUUUAUCCAUUGUUUCAGGAACCCUGGUGAAGACUAUGAAUGGGCAAAUUUGGACAAACCACCCCCAAGAUAUUGGGUGAGAAAGAUGGUUGCUUUAUUUGGAUAUGCUGAUGAGGCUGGGUUUGAGAAACAGAUAGAACAAGAGCAUUCAGGGCAUUCGAGGAACCCUAGCUGGAUGGUAAAGUCAAAUGAUGACAGCACUAAUCAUUCAUUGAAGGAAGUUGGGAUAUUUUGGAGUCUAUUGAUGAUAGUUUCUUUUUUCUUGCAAGCAGCUGAUAGUGUGCUUAAGGAAGUAAUCUUUUUGGAUGCCGCGCAACGAUUAAAAGGCGGGUCAGUAGAUCUAUUUGUUGUAAAUUCCUAUGGUUCUGCAUUUCAAGUAAGUACUGUGUAAUGAGUUACAGUGUUAGGUUCUCUGACAAUUUUUACUUGAAGUCUCCUUUCAA
Durio zibethinus is the source of this 453-nucleotide messenger RNA. The record is from RefSeq and is a predicted model, not a curated record. NCBI's taxonomy places the organism in Eukaryota, Viridiplantae, Streptophyta, Magnoliopsida, Malvales, Malvaceae.